AUGGUCCAGACGAACCUGACGUAUCUGCAGGCGUCAGACGCUUCCAGUCCCUAUGAAGAAGAGCAAUCUUUCGGGGAUGAUAGCCUUGACCCUCUUCGGAGAGCUGCCAAACUCAUCAAGUCGGGCAAGGGCAAGCCAUUUUCAUCCUCAAUUACUGGGACGGCAUCGCUGACCUGUCAAACCAGCCAAGAACGCUUGUACCACAAUCUCCAAGCUCUCAACUUGCCUUUCCCCGAAGCUGUCUUUGAGCUAGGUUUCUUUCAGAAGAGGCCGGAGCCGUUUUGGGCGUUGGCGAAGGAAAUCUAUCCUGGAAAGCAUUUUCCUACUCCAACGCACUACCUCUUCGAGCUCUUCCGCAAACACAACGUCCUCAAACGCGUCUUCACCCAAAACAUCGACACUCUCGAAUCCAUCGCCGGCCUCCCUUCCGACAUGAUUGUCGAAGCCCACGGAUCAUUCGCUACCGCCCAUUGUCUUAAAUGUAGACGGGAAGUGGACCGGGAAGAGGUUUUGAGGGCGGGUGUGAGGAGGGGAGAGGUUGUGAAGUGUGAUGCUACGCUUAAGGAUGCGGGUGGGAAGGGGAAAGGGAAAGGGAAGGGGAAGAGUCAGACGUGCGGUGGGCUAGUGAAGCCUGAUAUCGUCUUCUUUGGAGAAGGUCUGCCUGACAGAUUCUUUGAGCUCAUACCAGAACUACGAAAGUGCGAUCUCCUGGUCGUCAUCGGUACUUCCCUCCAAGUCCAACCCUUCGCCUCCCUCGUCAACUACGUCCCCCCCACCUGUCCUCGACUCCUCAUCAACCGCGAACCCGUGGGCCCAUUCACGUCCUACAAGAGCACAUCCCCAUCUUCCAGAGAUCUGUUUUAUGAGGGGAAUGCAGAUGAUGGGGCUCGGCGGUUGGCGGAGCAGCUGGGGUGGGGGGAGGAAUUGGAAGAGCUGGUGAGGGAUGGGAGAAGGGUGUUGGAGAGGAAGUGGAAGAAGGAAGAAGGGGGUGAAGUGGCGGGGCAGGGUACGAAGGAGGCUGAGAAGAAGUCGAAGAAGGCUGCCAAAGCUGUUGAGGACGAAGGGACGGAAGACUUGGAAAGGGCUAUCAAGACCCAGCUGAAGCUGUAG
Molecule: messenger RNA, 1110 nt
Organism: Cryptococcus wingfieldii CBS 7118
Lineage: Eukaryota; Fungi; Basidiomycota; Tremellomycetes; Tremellales; Cryptococcaceae
Product: NAD-dependent histone deacetylase SIR2
Exons: 4
Coding region: 1-1110 (369 amino acids)
Molecular function (GO): NAD+ binding
Source: RefSeq, a predicted model, not a curated record